Molecule: messenger RNA, 5614 nt
Organism: Sus scrofa (pig)
Lineage: Eukaryota; Metazoa; Chordata; Mammalia; Artiodactyla; Suidae
Gene: STK10
Product: serine/threonine kinase 10
Biological process (GO): protein phosphorylation
Molecular function (GO): ATP binding; protein serine/threonine kinase activity
Source: RefSeq, a predicted model, not a curated record
GCGGGCGCGGGGCCGGGUACCCGGAACGCGUCCCGGGGCUGGCGGGUUGGGCGGGGGCGCGGCGCGAGCCGGGCAGGCAUCGGGAGGCAGCCCGGGGACAGGACCGAGCGGGGGCGGGGACCACAGCCGCCUGCGCGGUUCCGGGUGCUCCCGCGGCGCUGAGCCCUGGGCGCACUUGACCCGUGUCCGGCUGCGGGGAAGGGCGGGUCUGGGGAGAACCCCAAGCGCCGCGGCGUCUCUCCAGCCCUUCCUCUUCGCGGCCGCCGGAGCCACAGCCCGAGCCCGAGCCGGCGCCACCUCGCCCCCCGGCUCGCGUGCCCCUAGCCAUGGCUUUCGCCAAUUUCCGCCGCAUCUUGCGCUUGUCUACCUUCGAAAAGAGAAAGUCCCGCGAAUACGAGCACGUCCGCCGGGACUUGGAUCCCAACGAGGUGUGGGAGAUCGUGGGCGAGUUGGGCGACGGUGCCUUCGGCAAAGUUUACAAGGCCAAGAACAAGGAGACGGGUGCCUUGGCUGCCGCCAAAGUGAUUGAGACCAAGAGCGAGGAGGAGCUGGAGGACUACAUCGUGGAGAUAGAGAUCCUGGCCACCUGUGACCACCCCUACAUCGUGAAGCUGCUGGGAGCCUAUUACUAUGAUGGGAAGCUGUGGAUCAUGAUCGAGUUCUGUCCCGGGGGAGCUGUGGACGCCAUCAUGCUGGAGCUGGACAGAGGCCUCACCGAGCCCCAGAUUCAGGUGGUUUGUCGCCAGAUGCUGGAAGCCCUCAUGUUCCUGCACAGCAAGAAGAUCAUCCACCGCGAUCUGAAAGCUGGCAACGUGCUGAUGACUCUGGAGGGAGACAUCAGGCUGGCUGACUUUGGUGUGUCUGCCAAGAAUCUGAAAACUCUGCAGAAACGAGAUUCCUUCAUAGGAACGCCUUACUGGAUGGCCCCUGAAGUGGUGAUGUGUGAGACCAUGAAGGACACCCCGUAUGACUACAAAGCCGACAUCUGGUCCCUGGGCAUCACUCUGAUCGAGAUGGCCCAGAUCGAGCCCCCGCACCACGAGCUCAACCCCAUGCGGGUCCUGCUCAAGAUCGCCAAGUCGGACCCUCCCACGCUGCUCACACCGUCUAAAUGGUCUGUGGAGUUCCGAGACUUCCUGAAGACGGCUCUGGAUAAGAACCCAGAGACCCGGCCCAGCGCCGCACAGCUUUUGGAGCAUCCUUUCGUCAGCAGCGUCACCAGUAACAAGGCUCUGCGGGAGCUGGUGGCCGAGGCAAAGGCCGAAGUGAUGGAGGAGAUUGAAGACGGCCGGGAUGAGGCAGAAGAGGAGGACGCGGUGGAGGCCGCCUCUCCUCUGGGGAAUCACACUCGCAACUCCUCUGAGGUGAGUCAGCUGAGCCUCAAUGCCGACAAGCCUCUCAAAGAAUCCUCUCUCACUGCGCUGCCACCCAGCCAGCCUCAGGACAGUGUGAAUGGGCCCAGCCAGCCCUCUGCCUCUGGGGACAAAUCCCUCCAAAUCACCAGCCCCCCAGAGGUGGUGCCUGGAAAUGAGAAUGGCCUGGCAGUGCCCGUGCCCCUCCGGAAGGCCCGCCCGGUGUCCAUGGAUGCCAGAAUUCAGGUAUCUGAGGAGAAGCCAGCCACUGACCAGGGUGGGGACCUCAGUCCAGCAGCCAGCAGGUCCCAGAAGGCAAGCCAGAGCCGUCCCAACAGCAGUGCCCUGGAGACUUUGGGUGGCGAGAAGCUGGCCAACGGCAGCCUGGAGCUUCCUGCCCAAGCAGCUCCUGGCCCUUCGAAGAGGGACUCAGACUGUGGCAGCCUCUCCACCUCCGAGAGCAUGGACUACAGCGGCGCCUCCCUCUCUGCUGAUCUGUCCCUGAACAGAGAGACGGGCUCUCUGUCCAUCAAGGACUCAAAGCUGCACAAUAAAACCCUCAAGAGGACACGCAAGUUUGUGGUGGACGGCGUGGAGGUGAGCAUCACCACCUCCAAGAUCAUCAGCGAAGAUGAGAAGAAGGACGAGGAGAUGCGAUUUCUCAGGCGUCAGGAACUCCGAGAACUUCGGCUGCUCCAAAAAGAAGAACAUCGGAACCAGACCCAGCUGAGCAACAAGCAUGAGCUACAGCUGGAGCAGAUGCAUAAACGUUUUGAACAAGAAAUCAAUGCUAAGAAGAAAUUCUUUGACACAGAGCUGGAGAACCUGGAGCGCCAGCAAAAGCAGCAAGUGGAGAAGAUGGAGCAAGACCACGCUGUGCGCCGGCGGGAGGAGGCUAAGCGGAUCCGCCUGGAGCAGGAGCGGGACUACGCCAAGUUCCAGGAGCAGCUCAAGCUGAUGAAGAAGGAGGUGAAGAACGAGGUGGAGAAGCUGCCCAGGCAGCAGCGGAAGGAGAACAUGAAGCAGAAGAUGGAGGAGCAUGCGCAGAAAAAGCAGCUUUUGGACCGGGACUUCCUAGCCAAGCAGAAGGAGGACCUGGAGCUGGCGAUGAAGAGGAUCACGGCCGACAACAGGCGGGAGAUCUGUGACAAGGAGCGCGAGUGCCUCACGAGGAAGCAGGAGCUCCUUCGAGACCGGGAGGCGGCGCUGUGGGAGAUGGAGGAGCAUCAUCUGCAGGAGAGGCACCAGCUGGUGAAGCAGCAGCUCAAAGACCAAUACUUCCUCCAGCGGCACGAGCUAGUGCGCAAGCAUGAGAAGGAGCGUGAGCAGAUGCAGCGCUACAACCAGCGCAUGAUGGAGCAGCUGAAGGUGCGGCAGCAGCAGGAGAAGGCACGGCUGCCCAAGAUUCAGAGGAGCGAGGGCAAGACGCGCAUGGCCAUGUACAAGAAGAGCCUCCACAUCAACGGAGCGGGCAGCGCCGCUGAGCAGCGUGAGAAGAUCAAGCAGUUCUCCCAGCAGGAGGAGAAGAGACAGAAGUCGGAGCGGUUGCAGCAGCAGCAAAAACAUGAGAACCAGAUGCGGGACAUGGUGGCACAGUGCGAGAGCAACAUGAGUGAGCUGCAGCAGCUCCAGAAUGAAAAGUGUCACCUCUUGGUAGAGCAUGAAACUCAGAAGCUGAAGGCCCUGGAUGAAAGCCAUAACCAGAACCUGAAAGAAUGGCGGGACAAGCUUCGGCCACGCAAAAAGGCUCUGGAAGAGGAUCUAAACCAGAAGAAGCGAGAGCAGGAGAUGUUCUUCAAAAUGAACGAGGAGACAGAGUGCCCGAACCCCGCCACCCCAAAUAAGGCCACCAAGUUCUUCCCCUACAGUUCUGCGGAUGCUUCUUAACAGUCGCCCGGGGCUGUGGCGGGCGGGCGGGCGGGCUGGCGGACCUCUGGGGCCCUCCCAUUCUCUGUGAACAAGUAACUCAGGACCCCCUUCCCUCUUGCUUCCAUGCCAGCUUGAAUCCAGCCCCAGGCCCUGUGCCACCCCAGCUGUGCCCGACAGACCCAUCCAGUGUUCCUGACUUCUUGCUCAGGGUGGAGGGUGAGGUUUGGGGAUGUGCUGCCUGAUCCUAAUGUAUAUUCUGACUCUCAGGUCCCGUCAAGCUGUCAGUGAUCUGGGCUGUUGGUGGGGCCGGGGAGCAGGACUAGGUGCUUUGUGGCCUCGGGGCCCCUUCUGUUUGCCAAAACACCAGUUUUGCUGUCUGUGGGUACAAAGUGCUACUGAAGUCACCAUGGGUUCAUCCAUGUUAUAAUUCUUGGUGGUUUUUAGCCACUCCCUGCGGUGUCAGACAAGAACCACGGCUCCUAACAACCACUGUGGUUCCCAGUGGAGCCUGGUCUGUAGCCAGCUGCUCAGGGAGUGCGCUCAUACCUCCAAUCUGCUUUCCUCUUGAGACAACGUCUACAGUGGUGGGAUGGGGAGAGCCUGAACCACCCAUUCUGCUGAUCUCAGGUGUCCCAUGCCAUCUGUACCCACCCCCGCCAUGCACGCAUGCACACACAGACACACACACACACACAGUUUGGCCCCCAGCACCUACCCAGGCUUGCUACCACCCUGGGCCUCCUGUGCCAGGUGGAUUAGAGCAUGUUUGCUGCCUGGACCCGUGCCCCGGAGCAUGUUAGGUAGAGCCGUUGGUACUGGGGUGUGCUGGUGUUGGCACCAGAGGCACAGACAGCACAGGCUGAACCGCCAGCCUGCAAUUCCUUUUGGCCCCACACAGAUCCUGUGUUCUGGGGUAAAUUCCUCACCCCACAAGACUUUCGCAACCCAGUCAUUCUGUCGCACACUUGCCCAUCCUGUCUGCAGGUGACAGGGGCAGGCUGCUGCUCUCUGCCUUGUGUCCCGCCUAAUUCAGAGUCUGGCCUUACGCUUCAGACGGAGGCUGGCAGUCACUGGGACUUCUGUUCAGGGAGAAAAGGCAUCAUGGAGAAAACGUAGUGCUUCCUGCCUCCAGGAACCUGGCAGACACAAAGCUUCUGCAUCUCAGAUGGAAUCCGGGGCCUCUGAGUGACUCAUCUGGCUUCCCACGGAUUCUGAUCCCGACAGGCUGCAGAGUGUUGAUAACCCAAUAAAAGCAGAAGCUCAAACCGGCAUUCGGUUUACUUACAAAGAAAACUUUUUUUCACCUUUAUGUCUUCUUUGGGAAGAUACCUGCUUUAAAAAACAAACAAACAAAGCAGAAAACUGCAGGUGAUUUUAAGGAAUGAAAUAGGUGUACUGAGUCUGGGUGCUACUUUGCUGGUGAUGAGGUGGCUGACGCACUGUGGGAGGACUUUCUUUCUUCACUCCUAUAGGUUAAGGUCUGAUGCUUUAUCUUUCUAAGGCAAUUCCCUGGAGUUUUCUGAGCACUGGUGGUAACUGCAUCUUGGGAUGGGAGGUUAGCCAUUUAACAGGAAAAGGGACUUGGGGCUCCUACUUCUUACAGAUGCAGUAAAGAUAGUCUGGGAAGUAUCAGCGCGGGAAGGUGUUGGUCCCUGUGGCUUAGGGAGCACUCAGCUUUGCCUGCCUCAGGAGCAACAAUUUUCAGGUCUCACACAAAUGAGACAAGGGAAAUAAUGAUCCCCUGUGAGUCUCUCUGGUGCACAGGUGCUGGGAAAAAGGGAAUAGCAGCAGUGUAACUGCAGAACACAGACCCAGGUCCACCAGGCAGGGCCAGCAUUGGUGGAUGGUCAGGCAUUGACCAAUGACAGGGCUGAUGGGCUUUAAAAUACAGUCCUGCCUUUGUAGCCUGGAGUGUGAGAAUGAGUAUUAGAUGAAAUGCCUAUUUCAUGGUUCAAGGGGAAGUCUUUGAUCAUUCCCUUAUUUGGUUUGUCUUUCACUUUGGAAUCUCAUUCAGGGAGUUGCUGCUUCCUGCUCAGUGCUGCCCAAGCCCUACCAGCUCCCCUGUCCUUUCUGGUUGGGGUUUGGUUGGGUCUCCCAGCCUCACUCACAAUGGAGCCGGCGUGCAGAGCCCAUCACUGAGAAAGCCCAUGCAGUAUUCCCUGUGCUCUGUGCUCAUGUUUUCUCUGGAAGGGACAGGCGAAACUGUUUCUCAUUUUCAGUCAUUUUUUAGCAGAGUAAAUGUAACUAACUUAUAUUUUCCCCUUUAUGAAGGACAGAAGUUAUUUUUACGUAGUUUCCAAAUUUUAUACAGAAUUUUUGUAAAAUCUUCUCUGCAAAGUUAACUGCAAGAAUGUAAAUAUGCUUCUAAUAAAAUAACAAGGUGAGAAACUUUG